Molecule: messenger RNA, 2202 nt
Organism: Andrographis paniculata
Lineage: Eukaryota; Viridiplantae; Streptophyta; Magnoliopsida; Lamiales; Acanthaceae
Product: probable sulfate transporter 3.3
Exons: 11
Coding region: 100-2061 (653 amino acids)
Biological process (GO): transmembrane transport
Cellular component (GO): membrane
Molecular function (GO): secondary active sulfate transmembrane transporter activity
Source: RefSeq, a predicted model, not a curated record
CGGACAGUACUUUGAUAUCACAUUUCCUGGAAUAGUAUAUACAUUAUUAUAUAUAAAUAUACAAUAAAUAAUUUUCCAACCAUAUAUCAGCAGCAAGAAAUGAACACCAAUACUGCCGGCAGGUUCGUCAGCGACGGCGCGGUGGAAAUAGCCAUGGAGACGGAGGUCCACCAGGUGGCGCCGCCGCCUCGCCGGAGCACCUUCGGGAAACUGAAAGCUCGCCUGAAAGAAACCUUCUUCCCCGACGACCCUCUCCGGCAGUUCAAAGGGCAGUCCCGGAAAACCAAAUUCAUUCUUGCAGCUCAGUACAUAUUCCCUAUCCUCCAUUGGGGCCCUAAAUAUAAGCUCCAGCUCCUCAAAUCCGACAUUGUUUCUGGUCUCACCAUUGCCAGCCUCGCCAUUCCUCAGGGAAUUAGCUAUGCCAAGCUUGCUAAUUUGCCUCCAAUUGUUGGUCUUUAUUCAAGCUUUGUCCCUCCAUUGAUCUACGCUGUUCUGGGGAGCUCCCGGGACCUCGCAGUCGGACCAGUUUCUAUAGCUUCUCUGAUAAUGGGAUCAAUGUUGAGGCAGCAAGUUUCACCAGUGAAUGACCCGAUUUUGUUUCUUCAAUUGGGCUUUUCUUCCACUUUCUUUGCUGGUCUCUUUCAAGCCUCUUUAGGGUUCCUCAGGCUUGGAUUUAUCAUCGAUUUCCUUUCCAAAGCUACCCUGAUUGGGUUCAUGGCAGGGGCAGCCAUAAUUGUCUCACUUCAGCAGCUCAAGAGCCUUCUUGGCAUCAAACACUUCACUACUCAAAUGGGAAUCGUCCCUGUUUUGGCUUCUGUCUUCCACACCACACACGAGUGGUCAUGGCAGACAAUACUCAUGGGCUUUUCCUUCCUCGUCUUUCUUCUCUUGGCCAGGCAUAUUAGCACAAGGAAACCAAAGCUAUUCUGGGUGUCGGCUGGAGCCCCUUUAGUCUCAGUCAUCCUUUCGACCCUUCUUGUUUUCGCAUUAAAAUCUCGUCAUCCUGGCAUCAGCACUAUUGGAAAGUUGCAAGAAGGACUAAACCCUCCAUCAUGGAACAUGCUGCACUUCCAUGGAAGCCACUUAGGCCUCGUCAUCAAAACAGGACUCGUCACUGGCAUCAUUUCUCUUACAGAAGGGAUUGCUGUCGGAAGAACUUUUGCUGCACUGAAGAACUACCAAGUCGAUGGCAACAAGGAGAUGAUUGCAAUAGGCGCGAUGAAUAUUGUCGGCUCAUCGACUUCUUGCUACGUCACCACCGGAGCCUUCUCGAGGUCCGCCGUGAACCACAACGCCGGCUGUAAGACUGCCGUUUCAAACAUCGUAAUGUCGAUAACGGUCAUGGUCACUCUCCUCUUCCUCAUGCCGCUGUUUCAGUACACCCCUAAUGUUGUCCUAGGCGCCAUCAUCGUCACGGCUGUUGUCGGCCUGAUCGACGUCCCUGCAGCCUGUCAGAUUUGGAGGAUCGACAAAUUCGAUUUCGUUGUCAUGCUCUGCGCAUUUCUAGGAGUACUGUUCAUCUCCGUCCAGAAUGGCCUCGCCAUCGCGGUUGGGAUAUCUAUUUUCAAGAUCCUUCUGCAGGUCACCAGGCCGAAAACUGUGAUGCUAGGAAACAUUCCAGGGACAGAUAUUUACCGCGAUGUUCGACAUUACAAGGAAGCUGUAGCCAUCCCUGGAUUCUUGAUUCUGAGCAUUGAAUCUCCCAUUAACUUUGCCAAUUCCACUUAUCUCAGUGAAAGGAUUGGCAGAUGGAUCGAAGAAUGUGAAUCUGACGACGACAAAAAACAUCCCGGCCUGAAAUUUGUCGUUCUUGAUUUGUCAGCUGUUAGUGCAAUCGACACAAAUGGCGUCUCCUUCUUCAGAGAUUUGAGGAUGUCAUUACAGAAGAAGAACCUGGAGAUGGUGCUGGUGAAUCCAGUUGGGGAAGUGAUGGAGAAGUUGCAGAAGGGAGAAGAGUUAGGAGGACAUGGUGAGUGUCUGUUCCUUACAGUGGGGGAAGCUGUGGGUUUUCUUGUAUCAGCAACCAAGGCACAGACAAGGAGCAGUGAUAAUCCUGUGUGAUUAUAUUUAUAUAUGGCUAAGGAAUGAAUUGAACCCGCUGAUUAAAAUAGUUAAUGAUGAUUCUGUUCAUCAAUUAGAUGAUAUACAUCUACUCCUUAAGCAAAUUGAAAAUAUUAAUUGUCACCACUCCAGGUUAUCCUU